UGCUCGCGGCGGCGGCAGGGCGGGGUGGGUGGACGCUCUGGCCCGGAUUCGGCGGUGGAGGAGCCGGGUGAGGGCCGCUCUGGCCGGCGGACUCGCUGGUGUGGAGUCCCGGAAGCUGCGCUCUCCCAGACGGGGCACGGGCCGCGGAGAAUGGCGGAGAGUCCGGCAGCGGAGGAGGCGGCCGCGGCGGCGGUGCUGGCGGCCGCCACGAGCGGCGGGGUCCCGGCGGGGCCCGGGGGCGGCGGAGCGGGCAGCCCCGGCGUGUUCAUCCCGGCCGAGCUGUGGGCGGCGGCCGGGUUCGGGGCGCCCCCCGCGGGGGCCGGAGCCCCCCCCGGGAGCGGCGGGGCCCCCCUCGCCGGGCUGCCCGCGGCCGCCGCCGCCGCCGCGGCCGGGGCCGCGCUGCUCACUCACUCCGCCUUCUGGGACCCCACGGUGAGCGGCGACUGGGACAGCGAGAGGCCGAGCCCGGCCUGCCUGCUGCGGAUCAAACGGGAUAUCAUGUCCAUUUAUAAGGAACCACCCCCUGGAAUGUUUGUUGUGCCUGAUCCUCAUGAUAUGACUAAGAUUCAUGCAUUGAUCACAGGCCCAUUUGACACGCCUUAUGAAGGGGGUUUCUUCUUGUUCCUGUUUCGCUGUCCUCCAGAUUAUCCCAUCCACCCACCAAGGGUCAAACUGAUGACAACAGGGAAUAACACAGUGAGGUUUAACCCCAACUUCUACCGCAAUGGGAAAGUCUGCCUGAGUAUUCUAGGCACUUGGACUGGUCCUGCUUGGAGCCCAGCACAGAGUAUCUCUUCAGUCCUCAUCUCCAUACAGUCUCUGAUGACUGAGAACCCCUAUCACAACGAACCUGGCUUUGAGCAGGAGAGGCACCCUGGGGAUAGUAAGAACUAUAACGAGUGCAUUCGGCAUGAGACUAUCCGAGUAGCCGUGUGCGACAUGCUGGAAGGAAAGUGUCCCUGUCCUGAGCCUUUACGGGGUGUUAUGGAGAAGUCUUUCAUGGAAUACUUUGACUUCUACGAGGGUGCAUGCAAAGAGAGGCUUCACCUCCAAGGACAGACAAUGCAGGAUCCUUUUGGUGAGAAACGAGGCCACUUUGACUAUCAGUCCCUAUUAAUCCGUUUGCAAGGGAUUCGGCUGAAGGUGCAAGAGAAACACCAGCAGGAGAAUGUAGAAAUAGACUCUGACAGCAGCUCCUCGGAGACGGAGACAGACACUCAAGGGAGCUCCAAGGCUUAGAGGUCUCUCUCUAUGUGAGAAACCCAAUUGUGGGGAUGGUUCUGUCUUCGAACUCUAGAAUUACCCCUGACAGACUUGAGAACCAAGCCAAUCCCAGAGUGGCUAGAGCUGGAAGAGAUCUUCAGUCUCAUUUAAUGCUCUGGUGGAUACCGAACAAGAGGACUUCAUGGUAGACAAAGACAAGCUUGUGAUAGGCUACUCUAAAAGGUACUUCCUAUGCUAGAAAGCUGGAGCAUGUGGCAUCAGGUUAUUUUGGAAACACCUACACUGGGUGGCUUUUUUUUCUUUAUUGGAUUAAAACAAUGAGAUGUAGAAUGCGAGUCCGUUUUACAGCUUUUCUGUUCUUAAAUACCCAGUAUGUGCCCUUCCCUCUGGCCAUGCUGAACUCCCAAGGACCAGAGCUGUAGGAGCACUUGGGUGGAGUCCAUGAUACUAAGGGGCCCACUUGCUGCUUGCCUAGGGUUAACUUCUGUCUGGGGAGAGGUGGGGCACAGGUGCUCUGCAUAAGCCCAUCUAUCUGCUGAUAUCUCUUCUAGACAGACCAAAGAUAAACAGGGUGGACUCUAGCUUUCUUUCUGAAAGCUUCAUCCAGUCCCUGGGUCGCUUUUGCUGACUGGACUUUAGGUGGAAGAGGGAAAAGAUGAAGGGGGGGGGAAGAAACGGAUGCAAGCUGUAAAAGCUUAUAAAUCAAGAGCAGAUGCUUUUACCCUGGAAACAUUGGAGAGAAAAUCACUGGGGUUUUUUUAAAAAAAACACUCCCUCCCCCCAAUCUAAUUUUGUUGUGUUGUAUUUGUGUUUUUUUUUUUUUUUUUUUUUUUAAAUCUUUGGCUCUUCUAAAUGGAAGUGCUGUUUCCUUGACUGCUGUUUGCUUUCAGCCCCUGAAGUCAGUGUUGUGUGUUUGUUUUUUUGUUCUGCUAAUAUUUUGAUCCAGGACAAAUAAAAUGCUAGGAUAAGGGACAUUUAUAAGCAGGAAGCCAUCUUCAUGGAGCGAAUGUCAAUAGCAGCAGAAUAUUCCCUUGCCAAACUUGGCCAGUGGUAAAACUAGUUCUUAACGCUUUGAUAGUUCUAACCGCAGUGUCUCAUUUUGAGCAAUUCAUACCUCUUGGGCAGGUGUCUGCUGGCUGUGCGUGCCAUUACAUCAAGGAUGUAUUUAAAGUAAGGGGCAUGGAGAUGAAACACACCCAGGUCAAGCAGGCAGAUAUAGGCCUGAUUGAGUUUACCAUCACCAAACUGGGUGGUAAAAUCUUCCCCAGAUGAAGGGCUUAAUCUUGUUUUACAAGAGCACUGAUUAAAAGUUGAGCACAUACUAUGGUGCACCAACCUCCCCCCCCCCCAAAAAAAUUUCUUUGCUAUAAUCCUCUGAUUCUUCUUGCAGCAUGGAAAGAAGCUCCAGGUCAGGUAACUUUGUUCUAAAGAAAUUGUCUUUUUUUGUAGAUCAAACUGCAGUUUUCAAAUGUCCUAUGGGUUGGUGAAUUAUUUUCAAUACAGAUUGUUUCUGUAGAAUAUCAACUAUUGUAAAUUUCAUCCUGCUGCUUAAGGAGCUUUGAGAAGUUGAAAGAUUCCUGAAUUCAAGCUGCCAUUUAACAACUCAACCUUUCUAUUGAGAACAAAAUCUCACCUUGGGUCUGUCAUUGGUAUGGUUUAGAAUGGAACCUUAUCUUCUCUGAAGGGAAACUUACAUAGGACACACCAGCUGGAAGUAAAUAAAGCAGUUUACUCCUUGAUAUGAGGCAUAUUGGUAUGAGAAGUCUGAGCUGUGCUACUGUGAUGCCUCUGUUUAAUCCCCUUGUAAAUUUCACUGGUUUCAUAAAUCAAUAGUAUCUCCACUUUAAAAUGGGUUAGAGCUGGGCCUCUAAUGCCUUCAUAAGGCAGAUCUGGUUCAGAAAUGUGUAUGUGGUGCAUGUGGCAUUACCAUCCACACACACAAUGCCUUACUGUGGACACCAUUCACCUAAGCAUGUGGCUGUGAACAUUAGUUUUAUAGCGUUGUUACCUGUCCUGCUGUUUCUGAAUGUUUCCAUUUCAAAGUGACAAUCCUCAAUGACUGCUCUAGGCAGACAUGGUUUAGUGACAAUUUUAGACCUAAUGAUUUGAAAAUAUAUGCACAAGUGUCACUAUAAAACACCUUGUUUAUAUACAAAUUGUACAUAAGAUUUUUUUGUGCAAUAAAGUUUGUUUUGGCAGAA
Messenger RNA from Chelonia mydas (Green sea turtle), 3425 nucleotides. RefSeq names its product ubiquitin conjugating enzyme E2 Z (gene UBE2Z). Bases 151 to 1239 code for a protein of 362 amino acids. The transcript has 7 exons. Gene Ontology annotation, molecular function: ubiquitin conjugating enzyme activity; cysteine-type endopeptidase inhibitor activity. The record is from RefSeq and is a predicted model, not a curated record. Gene Ontology annotation, cellular component: nucleus. NCBI's taxonomy places the organism in Eukaryota, Metazoa, Chordata, Testudines, Cheloniidae. Gene Ontology annotation, biological process: negative regulation of apoptotic process.